Radiomyces spectabilis is the source of this 1417-nucleotide messenger RNA. RefSeq lists its product as uncharacterized. The record is from RefSeq and is a predicted model, not a curated record. The coding region runs from base 41 to 1099 and encodes 352 amino acids. Lineage: Eukaryota; Fungi; Mucoromycota; Mucoromycetes; Mucorales; Radiomycetaceae. The transcript has 4 exons.
UGUUGCAUCAUCGUAUAAAAGCAAUUCCUUGGACAUGUAAAUGACCUCGCAACCAUAUCUUUUUCCUUCAUUUUUCCUAUUUUUUCACAUGACCCCAACUCCUCCUCCUGUUCGUCGACGCAUUAUCGCUUGUAUGGAUGGCACUUGGGAAACGCCAUCAGCUAGAACCAACAUUUACAAAUGGUAUGAAAACGUGCUCAUAUCCCGACCAAUUGUCAGCGAAGACGACAGAGGCAAAGAAAUGUGGCUUCAGGUGGCGAGAUAUUUUCCCGGAGUCGGCACCACCACAUUCAAGCAAUUUAGUGGCAUCUUUGGUCUAGGCAUCAGUCAACAGAUCAUUGAUGCCUAUGUUUUUCUCAGCGAAAAUUAUCGAGAUGAAAACGACGAGAUCUGGAUUAUUGGUUACAGCCGAGGAGCCUACGCUGCCCGAAGUUUAGCGGGCAUGAUUUAUAAUGUUGGUUUAUUGCCUUGCAAACAUGCUCCGGAGCAAAUCAGCGUCGCGUAUCGCUUGUACCGUAAUCGAGAUGGCGACUCUGGACCUAAAUCUGCCGCCGCAUUGAAAUUUCGUACUCGAUACAAUUGUAUGGACCCAAAAAUUCGUUUUUUGGGUUGCUUCGAUACGGUGGGCACGCUUGGCGUACCACGAUUGCCGUGGUAUAUGGGUGGAUCGUUAUUCUGGAACUUGUUUCACGGUCUCAACAAUUUUCACGAUACCAAAAUUUCACCCAUUGUCAAAUCCGCUUUCCAUGCGCUUUCCAUCCACGACCAACGAGCGUGGUUUGAACCGACCUUGAUGCGCUUCACUUCCAAGCAAAUGGAUGGACAAGAGCUGGAGCAAGUAUGGUUUCCCGGUAUGCAUUCCGACGUUGGGGGUCAGGAAAUCUCGAGUCUGCUCGCCAAUCAUGCUCUUCGCUGGAUGAUGACCAAGGCCGAGGAACGCGGGUUCAAAUUCAAGUACGCACUUUAUCCAAUCGUUCCAAAUAGUAAUGAAGUUAUCCAUGUGACGUAUUCAUUUAUAGACAGCCCAUUGAUGAAAUAUGUGGCGGAGGGGCCUUUUUAUAUUAUGACAGCUAUGAAAGUUCAUUUAUCUAUCGUUUGAUCCCCAGAAAAGAUCGAGAGAUCGACGUGGCACUAUUUGCACCCUUGGGACAGCAAGCACUAUACAUGGAAGGCGACUUCCGUAAAUAUCUAACCGAAGAUCAGCUGGUGCUUUACAAAUCGCGCACCCUUCACAAAUUUCUACAUUCGUUGAAGAAGAAUGGUGCAACCUCCUCCCACUUGUCAGUCGACAGUCAUACGAUCACCUAGUGCUUCCUUCCCAUCCAAUUUUGACAAUUCUAUGUAUAGUAUAGUGUAUAAUAUUCUUUUCUUUCUAAAAACUAAUAUAGACUAUUCGUAAUAACUUAUUAACAAGCCG